Molecule: messenger RNA, 2133 nt
Organism: Lodderomyces jiufengensis
Lineage: Eukaryota; Fungi; Ascomycota; Pichiomycetes; Serinales; Debaryomycetaceae
Product: flavoprotein
Exons: 1
Coding region: 1-2133 (710 amino acids)
Biological process (GO): coenzyme A biosynthetic process
Cellular component (GO): phosphopantothenoylcysteine decarboxylase complex
Molecular function (GO): FMN binding; phosphopantothenoylcysteine decarboxylase activity
Source: RefSeq, a predicted model, not a curated record
AUGUCAACAUCCUCGAUAUCAACUACUCCGAACACAUCUCAGGGACCUAGUGGUCAACGUCAAGAAGAAUCAACUGUAAAAGUCAAUUUAUCAAACUUGAAUGAUCCGAUUUUAAAUUUUCUUCAUCAACCAACGCCAACCAAACCAAAUUCACUGAGCAAAAAUGAUUUAAUCGAUAAUCAAAAUGGUAAAGAUAAAGCCAAAUCACAAUCACAAUCACAAUCACUAUCACAAUCACAAUCACAGUCCUCUUCAACUAGUCAAUUAUCAAAAGAUAAAAAGCUACCUUCACUUGUAGUUAAACAAGAUCAUAAUUUAAAAUCAUGCUUAUCACAAUCAUCACCAAAUGGUGAACAUACAAAUAAUAUUCCAUCAAUAGAUCAUCAAUUUAAUUCAAAUCAACAUCCUCAGUUCAUAUCGAAUGAUAAUAUAGCUCCUAAUAAACAUGGAUUAAUAUCAGGAGAAGAUUAUGCAAGUGUUGGUCAUUCAAAUUUUACUCCAAUAAUUUCAUCACAAGGAAGUAUAUCAUCUUCAGUUACUUCACCCCAACAGUCAGCUAGGAACCCUACAUCUCCUCCAAUCUCAUCACCGCUUAUAGGUUUAAAUCAUCAAUCACCACCGAUUUCACAACAACAAUCACAACAAAACCAAAAUCAACCUCAAACUCAACCUCAACCUCAUCCUCCAGUAUCAAGAAUGAAUUCUUUAAGAUAUUCUAAAAUUGAUGAUAAAAAAUUUAUUGAAACUACAAGACAGUUAUCAAAUAAUAAUUCUGAAGAAAAAUUACAAAGCUUGGAUGAUUCACUAACUCCAACUGAUGAUAAUAAAUUACAUUUAUUAAUUGGAAUAAGUGGAUGUGUGUCAAUACAUAAAAAUAUUUUUUUAAUUAUUGAAAAAUUAUUUGAAUUAUAUACUCAUGAUAAUUUAGAAAUUCAAGUUGUAUUAACAAAAUCAGCUGAAUAUAUUUUACUGGAAAAAUUACAUAGAUUAAAUGAAAUGGGAGUUAAAGUAUGGUUUAGUGAUGAUGGUGAAAAAUACUUUUUAACUUCACCUUUUCAAAAAGUUUAUUCAAAAGCUGUUGCAACUGGUAAUAAAAAAUUAAUAACUCCUCAAAUUAUGCAACAAUAUAGUUUAGCUUAUGAUUUACAAAGAUGGACUGAUGUCUUAUUAUUAGCUCCAUUAUCUGCAAAUACAAUGGCAAAAUUAAUUAAUGGAUUAGCAGAUAAUUUAUUAACUGAUAUUUUACAUGUUUGGCCAAUACCUUUAAUUCAUCAUAUAUCAGAUUCAAUAAAUUCUCCACCUCAACAAAUUUCACUGGGAGCAGCCUCUAUUGCCGGCUCAGUUUCAGCCUCAGUUACUAAUUCAGCUUCAAAUUCUGGAACUGAAAAGAAAGAUACUACUAUAAUAUCAAAUAAUUUAAUUGCACCAAAACCAAUAGUUGCAGCAUUAGCAUUAACAAAUUCAAUGUAUUCUCAUCCAAUCACUAAAAAACAAUUGGGAUUAUUACAAGAAACUUAUCCAAAUAUGAGUAUUUUGAAACCAGUUGAGAAAUGCGUUGAUAUGGAUGGUAAUAUUGCGAUGGGUGGUAUGAGAUCAUGGAGAGAAGUUGUUGAUUUUGUAUCUAAAAAAUUAGGUCCACCACCACCUGAUGAUGAAGAGGAACAAUACAAUGAAGAUAAUGAGGAUGAUGAUGAGGAAGAUGAAGAUGAAGAAGAAGAGGAGGAAGUGGAAGUUGUUGAAACAAGUACUAAACCAGAAAUAAAACAAUCAUCGAAAGAUCAAACUAGUGCUGUUCUUGAAAAAUCACCGAAACGUAUAAAAUCACCAUCAUUAUCACAACCUAAAAAGCUAGAAGUUCACAAUGAAGGAGAAAAAAUAUCAUCAAUUAUAAGUAAUGAACCAACCGUUAAUAAUGAAUUAAAUGAUCAAAUCAAUUCAACAUCAUCAUUAUCAUCAACUACAAAAUCGUAUCCAUUAUCAAGCACUAAUAAACAACAACAACAAGAUAAAGAUAAUUGCUGCACAAGAAGAAGAGGUAAUACAAUAACUAAAAAGGAAUUAGCAGAGCAUGAAAAAUUGGCAAGUCAAAAUGCUAUAUUAAAUUCUGGUAUUGGUGUAAUCCAUGAAGCUUAA